AAUCAACUGUCAUGUGUUGCUCACAGUCUUGGAUGUUGUGUUGACGUAUGCGGAUGGUUCAUAGAACAGUUCUUAUGAAGUGACAGUCCGUUGAUCAAUUGCAUAUAACGAUUACUCGUAUAAACGAUUUCAGGAGGCAGAACAACAACGAUUUUAAGGUUAACAUCACAACAAGUGCACGAUCGCUUCUUUAUUCGCGCCACUCUAGUAAUUUGAGCAUUCAUCAUGCCAAUUUUAUACAGCGUGGUGGCUAAGGGGACGAUAAUAUUAGCAAAAUAUGCAUCCUGCACUGGCAACUUUGAUGAAGUAACAGAGAACAUUCUGGCAAAAAAAGUCGAAAAUGACAAGCUUACAUACUCGCAAGGACAAUAUCUUUUUCAUUACAUCUGCGAAGAUAAUAUUAUUUACAUGUGCAUCACAGACAAUGAUUACCAAAAAUCCAAAGCAUUUUUAUACUUGGCAGAAAUUAAAGGAAGAUUCUUGGCCGUGUAUGGACAAGAUGUACAAACUGCACUUCCCUACGCAAUGAACACAGAUUUUGCUAGAACGUUAGCUAGUACAAUGAAACAUUAUAACGAGUCCAAUCACAAAGUCGAUGUGUUAGAUAGUGUCCUUGGCGAUUUAGAUGAAUUGAAGGAUAUAAUGAGCAAAAGCAUCGAUAACGUCGCGAUGCGUGGAGAACGGUUAGAACUCCUCGUAAACAAAACGGAAAAUUUAAGCACGAAUGUAAGUAAAGUUACUAGCUAUUGCGAAGGAUAUGCGAAAAAAAAAAUUAAUUCUCUUUAUUCGUUAUUUUCAGUCGAUUACGUUUAGGAAAACCAGCAGAAAUUUGGCGCGCUCGUUGUUUUGGAAAAACGUAAAAAUUUACGUUAUCGUCGGUGUCAUCCUAAUUGUAAGUAAUCAAUAUUAUAUGCGAUUUCAUUCGAAUCUAAACAACAUUAUAUGAAUCCCGUAGGUCGUCGUAUAUGUUAUUGUGUCGAUGUCCUGCGGAGGCUUGGCAUGGCCAAAAUGCGUCGGAAAAUAAUUCAUCUUUAUAAUACGUCGAUGCACUGUGUUCUGUCUUGAAAAUGUGAUAAGAAUUUAAUCGCGGUCGAUUCGCGGAGCUACGCUGUAAGCAAAUAGGGAAAGACAUUCACGAUGCAUGUUUCAUUUGUUGGUUUGUGAGAAAGGUUUGAGAUUUCAUUCUGUUCUGUGGUUCUAUCAAAACGGAAACAAUGUAAGAUUAAAGAAGAUACAAUUAGGAAAUGUACAAAUAUAAACAUGUACGCGAUACUUCUAAUAUUUUUAUUGUUUUAGCAAAAAUAA
Molecule: messenger RNA, 1305 nt
Organism: Heterotrigona itama
Lineage: Eukaryota; Metazoa; Arthropoda; Insecta; Hymenoptera; Apidae
Source: the annotation of a GenBank genome assembly